AUGUUUUUAGUAAAGAAUAAUGUGGAUAAUGCAGUUGAACAUUUUUCUACAAACUUAAUUAGUAAUGAAACAAAUGCAAAUACAAAUGUGGAAUUGUCUGUAACUUGUGAUCAUGUUGAAUUAAAUAUAAUUGAUAAACCAGGUUUAGAUUUAACAACUGAUUAUCCAACUGACCGGGGACAUUUUAAAGAGUUGGAUAUUGUAAAAUCUGAUUUGAAGAGAAGUAUUUUAUUGCACGGACCAUGUAAACCCGUAAACAUUGAAUUUCCAUACAGCCCCGAUGGUAAAGGUAUCCUUAGACGAUUUUCAGUACAGUUUUAUUACAAAACCACAAACACAGGACUGCGUUUACCCAGAACAUGGAUAUGCUAUUCAGUUAUUUUAGAUUGUACAUAUUGUGAAACAUGUUGGCUUUUUGCUGAUAGGAAAAAAAACAAUUUUAAAAUAAAUUGGAUAUCAGGAAUUAAUGAUUGGCAUCAUAUUGGAGAAAAAAUUGGAACACAUGAAAUCUCUCAGCAGCACAUUCAAGCCACUGAAGUCCGAGUACGUUGGUUAAAAAACGAAACUAUAGAUAAACAUAUGGAAGAUAAAAUUGUUAAAGAAGCUAGUUUUUGGAGAAGUGUUUUAAUUAGAUUAAUCAAAAAUCAUUUUAUUUUAAACUGCAAGGAAUACUGCCCUUCGAGGAAAUGA
Molecule: messenger RNA, 690 nt
Organism: Sipha flava (yellow sugarcane aphid)
Lineage: Eukaryota; Metazoa; Arthropoda; Insecta; Hemiptera; Aphididae
Exons: 3
Coding region: 1-690 (229 amino acids)
Source: RefSeq, a predicted model, not a curated record